AUGGCGGUCGUGUGUUUCUCACGGACUAGUGGUUUAAUCCUAUUAUUUUUAGUAAACACACUCGCCGUAUCGCCAUGGCUUACAUCGGUGAAAUUAGAUAACGUUACAUGUAAUGAGUUAAAAUGUGAUUACCGUAUAAAAGUGGUUGGUGAUGUCGAUCAGUGGUCUUUAACCUCGAAUGAAAAAAUACGCGGCGAAAUAUGUGAUGAUAAAUUAAUUGUUCAGGAAUCAAAUGUUUUAGUAGAAUUUAGUUUGCCUGUAUCCAGAAAGGCGUAUUUCUGUGUUGAAAAGGAUGGAGUUUGGUAUCAUCAAGGGAAGAAUUUAUAUUUAAUCGGCGAUGACGUCACCCACCUGGACUGGUAA
Pieris macdunnoughi is the source of this 363-nucleotide messenger RNA. Lineage: Eukaryota; Metazoa; Arthropoda; Insecta; Lepidoptera; Pieridae. The record is from the annotation of a GenBank genome assembly.